CUCGAGCACUUCCACACUCUCACGCUGCAGAGUAAAGUCACGGCAUACAACUAUUAUAUGACCCUCCAAAAGCUUACCAAUGUGACUCAAUUGAGUAAGCAAUAUGACCGCUUCAAACCCUUCUUGCAUAUGUUACGUGAAUGGCACUACCUCAAGCUCUUGAAGAGAGCAGGACGCGGGCAUAUCGCAGAUGGCAUCAGGAAUAUCAAACCGGGAGAGCUGUGUCUACAGUGUCCAGUGUGUCCGCGGCUGGGUUUCAACCUUCUGGAUAAUUAG
Phanerochaete carnosa HHB-10118-sp is the source of this 276-nucleotide messenger RNA. RefSeq lists its product as uncharacterized. The record is from RefSeq and is a predicted model, not a curated record. The transcript has 2 exons. Lineage: Eukaryota; Fungi; Basidiomycota; Agaricomycetes; Polyporales; Phanerochaetaceae. The annotation marks the transcript as partial.